CUGACAGGUGACAUCGUGGUCUUUACAGUCCCUCUUCCAUACAAAACGUUUUUUGUUUGUUUUUGAUAUUUUUCUUCACUGUUUUCGAAAAUCUUUUCAAAUGGGCGCAUUGAGGGUCCGGUUUAAAAGUAAAAGACAGUCUGUGGACCAUGGAGGCGUGGGAAGGGACGAUGAUAGGCUUGAUGCGCCAUCUGGGAGACACUACUCACGUGUGCCAUCUGAAUCCCCGCAGGAAGAGCCACACUCACCGAAGGCCGGUGAGACUCCAUCAAGCCCGGAUGUCCAUACCUCCCGCUCUCACAGUGACGCUGGCAAACGGAGGGCAGGGCUGAAGUCCUCCGAGCUGGAUGCAGAGAAGAAGUACCUGGGAGUAAGAGUCAAGAUGCCCGUCAAAGACAUGCUUAGGACCAUACGCCUGGCCAAGGGCUUGGACCCUCAGGGGAGUCAUGGAAAAUCAUCUAAAGGAGAGAAGAAGCGUGUCAACACACAGGGAGAGCGCAGGGCCGGCAAGAAAAAAAAAUCCAUGAAGAGCCUGGAGGAGCUGGCCUUCAUAGUUGAGGUGCUGGAAGAGGAUCUGAAAAACUACAGCCCUCCAACCAAGCCUAUUUUCCAUGGCUACAGCCCUCUUUCCCCAGAGUACAGCCCACCUCCUCAGCCUCUCUCCCCUAGCUACAGCCCUCCAAUCCAGCCUCUCUCCCAUGGCUACAGCCCCCCUCCCCAGCCUCUCUCCCCUGGCUACAGCCCUCCUCCCCAGCCUCUCUCCCCUGGCUACAGCCCUCCUCCCCAGCCUCUCUCCCCUGGCUACAGCCCCCCUCCCCAGCCUCUCUCCCCUGGCUACAGCCCUCCUCCCCAGCCUCUCUCCCCUGGCUACAGCCCUCCUCCCCAGCCUCUCUCCCCUGGCUACAGCCCUCCUCCCCAGCCUCUCUCCCCUGGCUACAGCCCUCCUCCCCAGCCUCUCUCCCCUAGCUACAGCCCCCCUCCCCAGCCUCUCUCCCCUGGCUACAGCCCUCCUCCCCAGCCUCUCUCCCCUAGCUACAGCCCUCUCUCGCCAGAGUACAGCCCUCCUUCCCAACCUCUCUCUCCAGUGUACUCCCCUGACCCGAGUGAGAGCACCUGGAGCCCUGAGGCCCUGUUUAGCUACCAUUUAAAGGACACUCAGCAGAGUGAUCUGCCCCUAGACUACCCCUCUCUAGGCUUGCCCCUCUCCCGAUCGCUCUCCACUGCCCUUAACCAGCUCAGCCCCCUGGGGGGUUACAACAGCAAGGGCUCUGAUGACAUGAUAUCAAGCCCUGGGUCAUACAUGUCCCACUCCCCCAGCCUCAGUGAGUACCAGGUCCCCUCUCCCCCCAGCACUACCCCAGAUGUGGGGUACCAGGCCUGGAAUGAUACUGCAUUCUUCUGGAACCAGCUGCAGCAUGAAGGGAACCUGAUCAGGGAGGUGUCCGACUCUCAUCUCCUAGACACUGAUGAGAAUGGCCAGAUAGCUCUUCACAAAGCUGCGACUGAGGGUCGCCGGGCGCUGGUAUAUGCUAUUGCCAAGAGGAUGGCCGCUCUCAACAGUCUGGACCUCAAAGACUCUGAAGGAAAGUCUGCCCUUCACCUGGCAGCCCAGAAUAACCAGCACAUGAUUGUGGAAGACCUGGUCCGGAUGGGUGCUAAUGCUAAUGAGACAGACCGGUCUGGGAAAACCUGCAUGCAUCUCAGUGCAGAGAACGGUUACAUUAGAGUUGUAGAGGUUCUGAUGAAACUGAUAAAGGAGGGAUUCUAUGUUGACCUUGAAGCCACUGAUAAGUACGGUCUGAAUGUCCUUCAGUGUGCUGCUGUUUCUCUGAAGCUGACCGUGAGGGAGCUGGAGAGGAGCGCGUCCCCUGGCCGGACCAGACUCCAAACCCUUCGUAAGGAGCAGAUCAUGGAGACCCUGGAAUACCUUCUACUGAUGGACAACUACACCCUGGACCAGGGCUUUGGGGUGGACCCAUUCCCCAGGGUUCCAGUAUGGAGCCUUACAGACCCACCCAGAGAGGGGUCCCCAAGGCUAGCAUGGACCAGGGGGUGAGGAUGUUCUAGAGCUGGGUGGUCCAUGGCCACCACGUCUGUCUCUAGCAGAAGGAUGUGUUCAUCUGCCUCACAAGGCGUAUGCAGACCUGACAGUAAAUGUUUCUGAGUUAUUACAAACUUGAACUUGUCUGAGAGAGGUUCUAGUGGUAUGAGGGUCUUCAUUUAUUUCUAGCUGCUAGUUUGAUGCAUAGACCCUCUGUUAGAUGCCGUCUCUCCAGGCAAGUCAAGUUUUUAUGUCAUGCAUUCAGAGUUAUUUUGUGCAAGGCUCAAAACAGGAGUGAACCACUCUCAUUUUUUUGUGGCCUGUAUUUAAAACUAGGAUGCUCAUUAGCUGGUUUCUGUGAAACUUACAUUGUUUGUUACAUUAAAGUAACAAGAUAUAAACGCAAGUCAAGCGAAGAGGUGAUGGUGUUGGAUAUUUGUGUUGUUAUUGGUGUUGACCCUUCACUGGUGCUCUUUUAAAGACACUGGUAAACCAUGUGAUAUCCUGACAGUCCUGUCUACAUUUUGCAUAACAUAGUGUAAGUGGUCAAAUAAAGA
Osmerus eperlanus (European smelt) is the source of this 2598-nucleotide messenger RNA. RefSeq lists its product as uncharacterized. The record is from RefSeq and is a predicted model, not a curated record. Gene Ontology annotation, cellular component: nucleus. NCBI's taxonomy places the organism in Eukaryota, Metazoa, Chordata, Actinopteri, Osmeriformes, Osmeridae. The coding region runs from base 101 to 2056 and encodes 651 amino acids. Gene Ontology annotation, biological process: regulation of gene expression. The transcript is spliced from 11 exons. Gene Ontology annotation, molecular function: DNA binding; POU domain binding.